GUUUCAUACUUCAAUAAAUUAUUUUUCUCAGUCAACCAUAAAUAUGUCUACUGUGGCAGACACAAAUAGGCCUACAGUACUUUUUCAUAUUUUUUUCCUAUGAAACCAGACCAACAGCUUGUUAUGGGCCUGUUAUGAGUGGAUUAGCAAUCACGUUUAUCCAGAGCCCCUUCCAGGAGGCGGGGUUGGGGAAUUUGAUUAUGUAAACAUUGAAUGAAACAACCAGGUAGAUCAGUUGUUAUUAAGGAAUAUACCAAAUAUUCCCCCACACUUUGAAAAUGUUCCCGACCUGGGAAAGUUUUGGGGAAUUCAAAACAGUUGAUUCAUACCAUCACCCAGUUAGGCAAGUGCUGCAUAAUGCUAAUUUGUUCAGACUAUAACCUCCAGCAUGUUUACCUUAAAAUGUAUUGUUUCCUGUCAUCAGUUAGUCCAUUUAACAGAUCAGUUGGUCUAUUAACAGGAUUCUCAUAAAAAAGUCUUCACAAUGAGUGUAUUGUUCAACAUGUAAUGGUAUAUAGGUGUGCAGGACAAUACAAUGCAGCCACAGAAACUGAAAGCAACACUGACUGUGGUGUCUACAAUCAGGAAAUGGGAAAUUCCCUGCUCCAGCACCACUCUAUAUCGUUUGGUAGACGGUCAAUUGUAUGGAUAUUGGUGGUUGGUUGACGAACUGUGACUUACAGUAUUCCUCAUUUGGACUACUGUACAUGUACUUGCUACAUCCUCUCAAGAUAUUCCAUCAUCAUAUCCACCUACUUGGAUUCUGACUAAGGACCAGUUGAGUUCAGCAGUGGUCCCUUUUGUGGCAAUCAGUGUGUCAGGCAAUCAACCCAGAAGAAAACCAUGAAGAAAUUCAACUUCAUGAGCAGAAAGAGUAAGCCAUUGGGGAUAGAGGACGGGAGUCCUCUGAUUAAGAACAGUACACUGCCUACAGAUGAAGAGGAACAAACCGGGAAUGUGGGACAUGGGAAUCCCUACUUGGAGAAUGGCUUUAACAAUCAUCAGGAGUUGGGCAGUCAGGGGGGUCAGGAGAACGGACAGUCAUUGCUCAGUGUACUUGCAGAAGCUUUGAGGGUCAGCCAUGUUGGCCCUCAAGAGAGACUUGAAGCUAAUUUGGAGGGGCCACCAGAAGAGAUUAUGUGCCAUGAGGCUCAGAAGAAGGACGAUACACACCCAGAAGUCUUGCUCCAGAGGUACUUUCAUCUUAUUGAAGCGUCUGUGGACAAACACUUCCCCAAACUGCCAGCAGGGAACACUGUGAAUCAGCUGGAGGGCUACCUGAUAAAAGUGCAAAUAACUGUGCAAGGGGAGCUUCUGAGGUUGGCACCCCUGCUCAAAGAGGCUCAGUUGCGGAAGCAUUUGAUUGCUUGCUAUCAUCAGCGUAUGUUUGACUGUCUACAGCAGAUCCUUCAGCAUGUCAACACAAAAAAAGAGGCCUUCACAGUUCUUGACUGGGUACUACGCACAUACUUGAGUGAGGAGCUGCUAGGACACCCCAACAUCUGGGGUGAGGCUCUACAUGCAGUUGACCUUCUCCUUCUGACAGACUGGAUCCCACAAGCUGAGAAUAAACUCUUGGCCAUUGUGCAGGAGGACAUCUCCACAUCACUGAGGAGGAUCCUUCAGAACGAGGAGUCAGGUAGAGAGGUGUGUGUCUCUGGAGAGGAGGCCUUUAUCAAACUGCAUCUGGAUGUCAUCCAGUGCAUCAAUGCUGUUCUCCAGAAAGCAAAGAUGAUGAGCCAAACUCUGAUGCGCAAGGUCCAAAUAGUCUGUUGGCAAGAGCUACAGGACUUUGUGGAAAGGUAUGUCAAUAUUGAAAAGAAGCACCUUCAGAAACAAGCAGGAAGGGGAACGUCAGGUACAAUGCACUUCUUUAAAACGUUCAACACCUGCAUUGAACUCAAGUUGUAUAUUUCAAGGAUUGCCAAAGAUGACACAAGCUUAGACUGUGUUAAAACCAUAUCAACACUUAAGGGGUUGGAGGCUCUUUCUUGGAAGCUUCUCCUGGAAAAACCAAUUCAACUUGCACAGAUUUCCUUGAAGAAGUAUUUCAAAAAAGAGGAUGAACAAAUGGAAAAUCUAAUGAAAGAGAUUACAUUUAUUUUCCAAGACCUUCCCAAAGACAAGGAUACGCAAAAGACUGUGAUUAGCAAAGCCUAUCAGUGCAUCACCCUUCUGUACCUCCAACACCUGGUGCAGAGUAACCAUGGGAAGCUGGUGAAGAGAUGGGAUUAUGUGAACAAAAGAGUGAUGCAUGAUGCCGAGCUCCUUCACUCCAUCUUCUCAGUCCUGAAUCCUGAUGUUAAACAGUGGAACAUCAUACUGAUUAAAGUGAGAGAAGUGCUGGAAUGCAGAGACAUUGAAAGUCUCAAGAUAAUAGUCAGUGAGAUACUGAGGGACAAUGCCAGUACAAGUGCUGCUGAGCACCUUCCAGCCCUGCUGCGCUGGAAGGGAGGCCUGUCAUGGAGACUGACCCGGGAGGUUCUGGAGGCAAGCCAGGAAGUGUACCCCAUUGACCUCUCCCAAACCAGGUCUGCACCCUGGUUUGACUGCCUUCUUUGCUGCUGAGUGUGUGAACUGGGACGUCUCAGGCAAAGGACAAUAACGACCCCACUCUAACAACAUGACAACACAAUAUUUGGAACUAUGUCUUUGUCAACUUUUUAAAGAUAUUGUAUGGCAAGUUAUUAUUUAAUGUCUUAAAGAAGAAGAAAAAUACAUAUUUGAAAUUGGAAUUAAAA
Oncorhynchus mykiss (rainbow trout) is the source of this 2741-nucleotide messenger RNA. RefSeq names its product exocyst complex component 3. Gene Ontology annotation, cellular component: exocyst. Gene Ontology annotation, molecular function: SNARE binding. The record is from RefSeq and is a predicted model, not a curated record. Gene Ontology annotation, biological process: exocyst localization; exocytosis. Lineage: Eukaryota; Metazoa; Chordata; Actinopteri; Salmoniformes; Salmonidae.